CGAAGUAGCGCGAUCGAGCAUACAUGCGUCGGGUAUCCCGGACGGAUACGACGCACAUAUCCACGGCCGUUUUGGUAAUGCGACUUGGAAAGGAAAGGCAGCAUGGGAGUUUAUUCGUUGCUGGGCGUGUGGAGCACACACGGGCCGACCCUGCUCGGCCGAGGCAGACCGAAGGCUUCAGGCGAGGUGGCGCGCGGGGAAAGGGCAUAUAUUUUCCUGUUGAUCUGCCGGGCGUUUGCUCACAAGGGAGUGGAGGGCCCGACAACGUGGUACUUGGGUCGAGUGAAUCAAUACUGCCGUAUCCAUGCGGCUUGUUUUCAUAAACGAGUAGGAAGCUUGGGUGACAUGACGGCGCCUACCUCAUCGCGCAGGACGUUGUUCUUUCGGUGGGAUCUUGAUGAGGGUACGGAGUACCGGCCUCGUUUCCUUUUGAAUCAGAGUUAUGCCUGCCAUCGUUCAUUUAGGUUGGUUGAGUUCCACCACCGACCUUUUCAACAUGCCUGGGACUUUGCUGCUGAUACCUAUGGCUUCACGUCUCCGAUGGAAGCAGUGCUCUAGUGGACACAACAGGAAGUGCGAUAUUAGUUGCA
Molecule: messenger RNA, 590 nt
Organism: Trematosphaeria pertusa
Lineage: Eukaryota; Fungi; Ascomycota; Dothideomycetes; Pleosporales; Trematosphaeriaceae
Exons: 2
Coding region: 103-558 (151 amino acids)
Source: RefSeq, a predicted model, not a curated record